Molecule: messenger RNA, 606 nt
Organism: Stylonychia lemnae
Lineage: Eukaryota; Ciliophora; Spirotrichea; Sporadotrichida; Oxytrichidae
Source: the annotation of a GenBank genome assembly
AUGAGAGCAAGUGUAGAUAUGGUGCUAUUCCUAGCCACAGUAUAUGACUACUUUUAUGGCAAAGGAAACUAAGACUAAGGUGCUGAAACAGAUUAGCAGCAUAAAUAUUAGCCAGAUCAACCCUAUCACGCAGAUAUGGAAAAUGAUACUGAUAGCCCAGACAAUGUAGGAGAAGGCUUUCACAGAUAUAAAAGUUUCUAGGAGUAAAAAGUUAAAAGACCAAGUCUGUUUGAUGACGAUGAAUAUGGUAAUGGAGAUGAUGAAGAAUAUAAGAAUCGUAGUAGCUAUCGAAUGCUGGCUAAUGAUGAACAAGACAGAUUGAACCGUGAAAAUUAAGAGUAAGGUAUGCUUAACAAUAUAAAGAACAGAUUCAAGAGAGUAUAUAAUGGUGCUAGUACCAUUAUGGUGAGAUAUGCCAAGCGCAGAAAUGACUUAAAUAGAUAAACAGUUGAGUAAAGCGAGACACUCACUAAUGCCAGAGAUUAUAUAGCCAGCAAGGGAUAAGAAGUUUCUACUAAAUUUACUAAACUUAUGCAUGCAAGAAGAGCUUCUCAAGCAAUUAACAAUAUGAAAUCGAAGUUUCAUGAGGAUUUCGCAACUCUAUGA